Messenger RNA from Capsella rubella, 618 nucleotides. RefSeq lists its product as uncharacterized. The record is from RefSeq and is a predicted model, not a curated record. The transcript is spliced from 6 exons. Bases 1 to 618 code for a protein of 205 amino acids. NCBI's taxonomy places the organism in Eukaryota, Viridiplantae, Streptophyta, Magnoliopsida, Brassicales, Brassicaceae. Gene Ontology annotation, molecular function: cysteine-type endopeptidase inhibitor activity.
AUGGGUGAAAUAUUUGAAGGUUGGACUUGGUGGGUCGAAGAUGCAUUCUUGCUUCAUACACCUGAUGAGCCUGACUGGUUGAGACCUAAAUAUCACACACGAACCGAGAAAGAUGAGCCUCAGUACACAGUAGAUGAAGAAAUUGCCAUGAUGAACGAACAAAUCGAAGCUAGCGAGGGGUUCGAUAUCGAUUUUUCGAAGUUCCGCUGCCUUUUCAACUACCAUCCUGUUGAUUUCAAUGAUAAGGGAUUCGUUGAGGAGCCCGAAACCAAUGCGGAUUUAUUCAAGAGGGUGUCUCAGAAAUCUCUUGAUAAUUACAAUAAGGAAAACAACACAGAAUAUGAAUUUGACAAGCUUGUUAAAGCCAAUUUUCACAUGUCUGCUGGGGUAAUGCUACUCAUUACGUUUCAAGUGAAGGAUCCUUCUGAUAGCAGCCUGCUAAAAGAGUUCCAAGCUAGGGUACACUACUCUUUUGUUGAUGAAAGCGAUUAUGUCUUUUGUAGGCCGAAACCUGAACAAGAAGAUUCGACCAACGAAGAUGGAGUUGAAGUUGCCGAGAAAGAUGACAAGAAACCAGGACUGGAACAGGAGCCUUUAUGCACGACUAGUGUGUUCUAA